Messenger RNA from Bombina bombina (fire-bellied toad), 5596 nucleotides. RefSeq names its product transcriptional regulator Kaiso-like. Lineage: Eukaryota; Metazoa; Chordata; Amphibia; Anura; Bombinatoridae. Gene Ontology annotation, molecular function: RNA polymerase II cis-regulatory region sequence-specific DNA binding; DNA-binding transcription factor activity, RNA polymerase II-specific; protein binding. The transcript has a single exon. Gene Ontology annotation, cellular component: nucleus. Gene Ontology annotation, biological process: regulation of transcription by RNA polymerase II. The record is from RefSeq and is a predicted model, not a curated record. The coding region runs from base 1 to 2049 and encodes 682 amino acids.
AUGGAGGGUAAAAAACUGAUUACUGCAACCGACACCCAGUACUCUGGCAAUCUGCUACAAGCUUUAAAUGACCAGCGUUUGCAUGGACUGUUCUGUGAUGUCACAGUUAUUGUUGAAGACCGUAAAUUUAAAGCUCACAAAAAUAUUCUUUCGGCCUGUAGCACUUAUUUCCAUCAGUUGUUCUCUCUUGCUGGGCAAGUAGUAGAACUGAAUUUUGUCAGAGCAGAGAUUUUUGCAGAAAUACUCAACUACAUUUACAGUGCAAAAAUUGUACGUGUAAAGUAUGAUAUGCUGGAGGAGCUGAUUAAAUCUGGAAAAUUGUUAGGAGUCCCUUUUAUUGCUGAGCUUGGGAUUCCUUUAUCACAAGUGAAGAGUAUUUCAGGUGGAGUCAAAGAUAGUGAUGCCCAUUCUGCCAAUUCGGAUCAAAAAGUUUGUGAACCACAAAACAGUGCACCUGCUUCAUUAGCAAGCAAAACUGUAACUAAACUUGCUUCAGUCAGUGAAAUGCCAGUAAUCUCAGAAGCUUUUACUAUGUCCAGUGAAGAAUUUAAGAAUUCCAAAGAUUCCAAAGUAGCUGAUGACUCAAAGAUCAACGAUUCAGACGAUGAUGUUAUUUUCUGUUCAGAAACUGUGUCAGCCAAACCAGCUUCUGAUAAAAAGGAAGUUUCACAGAGCCAAGCUCCUACUGUUAAUGAUCAUGCUGAUUCAAAGACCACAGUGAAAUCUGGCCAAACUCCAUCAGUUCAAAAUACUAAGCCUGUAAUCCAACCCACUUUAAAAAAUGCCACUUUGUCUCAGAAGCAUCCUGUAACUGUAAAUGCAACAAUAAACCAUGUUCAAGCUCAACAUACAAAUGGGGCUGUUUCUACACCUGCUACUCUGAAGCCAGUGCAAGCCAACAUUGUUGUUCCAAGUCAGAAUCCUCUUCAUCCACCUUCUCUUGUUGCUAUAGCGCCACAAAUUACCAUGCCAUCAACUGUUAAUUUUACUUUACCAAAAUUGCAACAAGGCACCUUUGCUGCUUUUCCUAAAACUGAACUAGUUCUCAAUGCCAGUUGCAUUGCAACUCCAGUUGUUUCCUCUGUUAACCAUUUGGGAAAGCAUUUUGUUACUCAGAAAAAUGUUUCCUUUGAUGGAGUGCAAAAGAAGCAAGUUGUGACAUUCACUCAAGAGUCUUCUUCAAAACCAGGUGAAUUCAAGAUUAAGAUUUCAGAUGUUGUUUCCGGAAGCAGUAGGGAAGGCUACCCUGAGCCUGAGUCUCAGCGUAUAAAAGAUGGUAAAAAAGUAAUAACUUUGGACACAGCCUCUGAAAUAGAAGGGCUAUCUACAGGUUGUAAGGUGUAUGCAAACAUAGGUGAGGAUACAUACGAUAUAGUAAUUCCCAUCAAAGAGGACCCUGAUGACGCAGAAUCAAAACUGGAUGAAGUCGGACUUCAAAACCGAAAACGCAUGAAACUCAAACAUGAUGAUCAUUAUGAACUUAUUGUGGAUGGCAGGGUUUAUUACAUUUGUAUUGUAUGUAAAAGAUCCUAUGUUUGUCUGACCAGCUUACGAAGACAUUUUAAUGUUCAUUCCUGGGAAAAAAAGUACCCAUGCCGUUACUGCGAGAGAGUUUUUCCCCUUGCAGAAUAUCGUACAAAGCAUGAGAUUCACCAUACAGGUGAAAGAAGAUACCAAUGUUUGACUUGUGGAAAUUCCUUUAUCAACUAUCAGGUGAUGGCCUCACACAUUAGAUCAGCUCACAGUCUAGACCCUGCUGGAGAUUCAAAGCUUUAUCGUUUAAAUCCAUGCAAAACUCUGCAAAUUAGACAAUAUGCAUACAUAAACAAUACAAAUCAUAAUAAUAGUCCUGUAAUCAAUGAUGGUGGAAUUGUUUAUAACAUCGACCCGGAUAAAUCAGGACCAGCUUCCGAAGACAACUCUAAUUCUUCCCAAAAGCCGGUUAACUGGGAUGAUAUCUUCAUUCAACCGACGAAUCAGAACGUAUUUAAACCGAAUACUUCUGAUGGUGGUACAGAAUUUGAGUUUGUUAUACCAGAAUCUUACUAAAUCACUUAAAACCUAAAACUGAAUAAAAUAGGAUAAUAGGUGACUAUUGGGUGAUCGGCCAUCACAAUUAUAUGUUCUUUUUGUUUUUUGUUUUUUAAAAGCUGUAAUAUUGUGAUAUGAAACAAAUGGUUAGAAUUUAGUUGCAUUGUGUGUAGCUAUGACCAGUUUGUGGGGUCCCUAAUUAUUAACAAUAACCUAUACUUGAACUUUUUUUUUUUUUUUUAAUGGAGAAUAUCCAAGGAACCUUGAAUUAGUUUUAUUCUUGAUCAUUGUUACAAAAAAAAUAUUUUGAAACACAUUUUAUUUAACCGAUUGAAUACAAAUCCUUUGACUCUGCUUUCUUUGUCAAAAUAGGGUCUUCCCUGUUUGUAUACAGUUUAAUGUAUUCUUGUUCUUUCUCUGUUCUUGCACUUUAAAGCUUAGCUCCUGAUUUGUAAAUUUGGCAUCAGCAUUGUGCUAGUAACAUGGAUUUUUAAAUCAAAGACAUGUUUGAUCGAGAAUUAGCACACCCUAGAAUAUUUGGCCUAUUUCUGUGAAUGCAAAAUUAGACAGUAUAGUUAUACUUUGGUUUCAUUAUGAACUCUCAACCUUCCCUCUUCAACAGCACUUUAUUAUGGUCAAAACUGUAGCUUCACCCCUUCUACACUGUUCUGAGCUGCAAUGCUGAAUGCAGACUGAGGGGUGCUGGGCAGAUUGGCUGUAUAAGUACUUAAAUGGUUGUUGAGCAUUAACGUAUAUAUGGGGCUUGAUGGUUAAGAGUAUUCAUAAUGAGGUAGUUGAGCCACAAUGUUAAGUUAGCCUGCUUGUAUGGGAAAAUAUAUCCAUUAUGUACGUUUUUUUUUUUUGUUUUUUUACAUAAUUAUACUGUCUAGUUAAAUAGAUUUUACUCAAACGGUGGUUCAAAGGCAAACAAUAACUGAUAACUAAAACUGUAAUGUCAAAAAAAUAGCCAUAGAAAGAAGUAGAAUUGAAAAAACUAAGAGGAAAAAGUGAUUGCCAUAUUAGCACCUCUAAGAACAAAGUGCUAAAUAGGUUAUUAUUCUGUUUUAGUUUCAGAUAUAUUAAUAGAGCAAGUUGUUGGAUUUCAUAAGCUUCCAAGGUCUCAACAGUCUCUCCUGUGGCCUUUAUGGACUAUGCAAUCCAAAAUAAGUUUUCAUGUAUAUCCAAUGUCCUUAGAUAAAACUAAAAAGCACUGAUGUCUCUUUCUGGAUUAAAAUCUAUAUUAUAUCACUGAUAAUAUACACACAUGCUUAGAAAAAGUAAUCUACAUGGAGAGCAGACCAAAAGCAAAUAUUAUCUGUUAAGACGUGUUUGUACAGAGCCAUAAAAUGAAGUUAAGACAACAGAUACUGUUACUUUAAGAGAACAUCCUGAGAUAAUUGAGCCCUGUGUUCUCUUUGUACAGUCUUCCUUUUGUACUUGAAAGUCUUAUUUAUCAAUGUUCUCAUAACAUGUUAUUCUCUGCAAUGACAAAGAUGUUUUUUUCUUUGAUUGUUUUAUUACCCUUUUUUGCGCCGCAAGACAGCUCUAUUUAUAGUGUGUGUGCACAUAUCUACCCCAACGCUGCUUUGUGGAUCUCUAGCUCCAGUCUGUUCAAAUAGUCUUUAGAGGUCACAAACCAGUUAUUACCUAAAAGGGCAUGAAAGUCAUACUUGAAAAGCACCACAAUGUAUUUCAAUUAAGCUUAUUUUCUGUCUUCAAAAAUUCACUGUUGGAAAUACAUUAUUUAUGCAUCCGAUGUCAGAUACUGCCAUAGACUGUGCGCAUACCCAUUUGUCUCUUGUGCAUUACUUCAAAUGUAAGUAAUGUUUUGCAAUUUACCACCUAUUUUAUUUAAAGGAUGCAAGCAAAUGCAUGUAUAUACAGGCUGGGUCCAUAUCUCAAUUUCAUAAAGGGUUUUUAUAUCAAUUUAAAGCUCUGUCAUUUUGACACUAUAUUGACUGAGUUAUUUAGUAGGGAGGUCCUAAACCCUUGGCUGUUGGAAAUUCUUAAAGACACAUUGGUUCAGAUAUCUCUGCUCUUGCUCCCAGAAUGCAUUAAAGGGACAGUAUACACUCAUUUUCAUAUAACUGCAUGUAAUAGACACUACUAUAAAGAAUAAGAUGCACAGAUACUGAUAUAAAAAUCCAGUAUAAAACUGUUUAAAAACUUACUUAGAAGCUGUCAGUUUGGCUCUGUUAAAAAGGUAGUUGGAAAGCCCACUGCAAGUGGCAAAUAAGACACUCCCCCCUCCCCCUUCUUUUACAUAUGAAAAGACCCUUUACACAAACAGGAGCAAGCUGGAGAAGGUAGCUGACGGUAUUCAAAUAAAACUUUAGGGCUUGGUUAGGAGUCUGAAAAUCAGAGCAAUGAUAUUUAAAAAUAAGCAAAACUAUACAUUUAUUUAAAAAAAAAAAACUUUAUGGGCUAUAUAAAUAGACCAUCUAUAAAACAUUUAUGCAAAGAAAAAAUGAGUAUAUAAUGUCCCUUUAAUUGUCAUAUUUGCGCUGGAGUAGUAAUGAUGUUGUUUCUCUUUCCAUUUACUCGUGGAAAGUUGUAUAUUACAAACGUCAUUGUAGCAUUUCAGCUUAAAGGACUGAUUUUCAAACCUGUCCUAAGGCCUCCCAAAACAAGCCAGAUUUUCAGUAUUACCUUAGGUGAGAGCAGGUAAAUAACCAGGUUUACGAAUCAGCUGAUUAUUUCACCUGUGCUCUAGUUCAGACAUCCUCGAAAUCUGGCCAGUUAGGGAGUCCCCGAGAACAGGUUUGAAAACCAGUGGCUUAGAAGAUGCUAGCUAUUUAAAAAAAACAAUAAAUAAAUACUAAACAAAGCAGAAGGGGGGGUGUAGAUACAUUUUGAAUAAAACUGUCUUGCACUAAAUUAAAAAUAAAUGUUUUUAGACAUAUCUGAUUUUUCUUUGUGGUUUAAAUUAUUUUACUACUUUAUAAUAAAAAAGACCAAUACUGCUGAGUAUUAAUGUGCAUAGCUUUAUGUAACAAGAUUUAAAGAAAUCAGUGUUUUUACAUACAGUAGACAUGUAGGGAGGACAUCACAGAAUGCCUUUUUUAUUUUUCCUGUUCUAUGACGUCAGAGAAUAGCAAAUGCUGAUCACUUCUGGUACUACUGAAAGGAAACUAAAUUAAAAGUAUCAGUACUUCUUUAAAAAUUACAAAGUUUUUUUUGUUUAGGGGGGGGGGUUCUCUCAUGAGUGGCCUGUAGUUUUAGUUUACAUUGGAUGUCCAUUUUCUGGUGUGUUUUUUUUUCUUUUUUUAAAUUUUUGUUUGCUUUCUACUGCCACUCAUACAUAGAAUUUUAAGAAUUCAUAUAUAUGUUGCAUCUUUCCCCCACUGUGCACUGGUAGAGUUUAGAUUUUAAAACAAAAAAAAAAAAAGUUUUAACACUUUUAGUAGUUUAGCAUUUCUAAAAAAAUGUUUUGCUCAUUUACAUAAAUGAUCUGAAAAAUAAAAAUGUUAAUAGAUUAAAGGGGUUGUUGUGCUUAGUAUAGUAAUGUAGGUAAAUGGGUACAUUUUCUUACCUUUAAAUAAAAAAUGAAAUUGUUUUAAUACUA